Messenger RNA from Phialemonium atrogriseum, 2810 nucleotides. RefSeq lists its product as uncharacterized. Bases 465 to 2339 code for a protein of 624 amino acids. The record is from RefSeq and is a predicted model, not a curated record. Lineage: Eukaryota; Fungi; Ascomycota; Sordariomycetes; Cephalothecales; Cephalothecaceae. The transcript is spliced from 2 exons.
GUUACUUUGAUUACUUUUCUGUACGCCAUCGGCAGGGCUGUUAAUUAGUCCGUCCCUGACUUUGCCUCCCUGCGCAAUCACCCCAGGACGGGCACCUCAUUGACUUUCAUUCUGCCAUCGCCUGCUGUCGUUCAUUCCCUCUAUUCCCUCCCCGCUUCCAACCCGAGUCGCCCGCCCGGCAAAGCCCUGUCCAUCGUUCCUUCCAUUCCUCAUAUCGACUAGGUAGUUCAAUUGGACAAGGCGCUGUAUCGGGACGGAGUAAAUGCUGGUUUUCUUGGUGGAACAGACUUCUGGGAACAGCGAAUCGCUGGCCGUCUGCAUUCCGUCGAUUCGCAUUUAGGGACAAUUCUUAACGCUCCAACCUAGGGGGAGAGCUCGAGGCCAGACCGACUGGUCAGGCCAGCCACUACUACAUCUUGGUCCUGCGAUCAUCCAAGCAUUGUGCACCUCGGAUCACAGAUCAAAUGGGAUCCGCGGAAUCGACUUCGCCACUAUCCAGCAUGUUUGCUUCCGCAUUCCCCCCGCGCCGCCCGUCGGCCUUCCUCCGAUAUCUUAUACCCGCCGCAUUCCUGCUGCUAUGUUUCUACCAGCUAUCCGGCCCGUCGAAGAUAGAGACAUACGUUCCAGGGCACAAACAAGCAGGAGCACAGUCACGAGUUUCCCACCCGAUCGACACUCUCAUCGAAACCGCCGAGACCGAGUUCUCUAACCUGCUAUCCAAGGAGUCGCAGUCGCUCGGCGAAGCAGCCGCAGCCUAUCGCAAACGCCGCGGCCGGCACCCGCCCCCGGGGUUCAAAGAAUGGUACCAGUUUGCCACGGAACAAAACGCCGUGAUGGUUGAAGAUUUCUGGGACCAGAUCUACCACGACCUGGAGCCGUUCUGGGCACUACCCGCUCCUCUCCUCCGCAAGGAGGCCCGGGACUUCGAGAUGACGAUCAAUAUCCGCAACGGCAACGCCACGGCAGGGAGCACCUGGUUCUGGACCAAGAUCUGGCUCAACCUGAUUAAGACUAUCGAGCACCUCGUCCCGGAUAUGGAUAUCGCGCUGAAUGCAAUGGACGAGCCGCGCCUGGUCGUUCCCUGGGAGCAGGUGAACGAGUAUAUGGACACGGCAGCGAAGACCCGGGUGCUGACGGACGCCAAGUCUGUGGUAUCCCAGUUCCAAAAGCUGCCGAAGCUGGGAGAGGAUAGUGAUACGCAGGAAGAGACACGGCAGAAGAACUGGGAGAAAGCGACGCCGUACUGGAAGAUCGCUCGUCGCGGGUGUGCUCCCGACAGCCCAACACGCAAGGCCGGCAUCAUGACCGACUUUGACCACGUCCCACUCAUCGAUUCGACGCUAGCCAGUUCGCACAUGCAGAACGGAUACGUCUCAAACUAUACAAAGUCAACCGAAUUCUGCCACCAGCCCGACCUCCAGGGCCUUAACGGUAUAUUCGUCGAGCCGCUCUCUACCAAGGCAACAAAGGUUCUCUUCCCCAUGUUCGGCGGCAGCAAGCUGGCCGUGAACAACGAGAUCCUGCUCCCGGCGCCCAUGUACUGGAACGAAGAAGAGCGCUUUACCGGCGGUGAGUUCCACGGCGAUCCGUGGGACGAGAAGAAAGACGGGGCCGUCUGGCGCGGGGUGGCUACAGGCGGCAGGAAUCGUGAGACCAACUGGCGUGCCUUCCAACGGCACCGGUUCGUUGCCAUGAACAACGGUACGACGCUAGCCAGUGCCGAGCAGUGGACCGAAGUUCCCACGAACUUUGCUCUGCCAGACAGCGCGUACGGGCUCAAGUCACAGGAGAAGGGUCGGCUAGGCGAGUGGGUCGACACUUGGGCGAACGUCAGCUUUGUCGACCUGAUGUGCACCCCGAAGCACGAUGAUCUCUCCUGCCCCUACACGGACAAGUACUUCGCGGUCGGCAAGGGCCUGAAGAUGAAGACACAGUUCGCCUACAAGUACCUGCCCGACAUCGACGGCAACAGCUUUAGCGGGCGCUACCUGGGCUUCCUACGCAGCACCAGCCUGCCCAUCAAGGCGACCCUCUGGCGCGAAUGGCACGACAGCCGACUGGUGGCGUGGAAGCACUUCGUGCCCAUGGACAACCGCUACAGCGAGUGGUACGGCAUCAUGGAGUACUUCCUCGGCUACGGCGACGAGGCCCCCGCCCACGACGCCGCCGCCGAGCGGAUCGCCUCGGCCGGGAAGGACUGGGCCGAGAAGGUCCUGAGGAAGGAGGACAUGCAGGUCUAUGUCCUGCGGCUCCUGCUGGAGUAUGCGCGCAUCUCGGAUGAGAGGCGCGAGAGCAUGGGCUGGGUUGAGGAUCUGAUGCAAUCGCACCGGGGACAGUAAUGGGGCUCGUUUCCUCCCUCGGACGGCGGCCAGGAUCAGAACCCUCAAGUAUGUGGGACUGCCUGCUCUGUCUAGGCCUGUACGAAUACCAGGUGGAGGCGGUGGGAUGGAAAUAUUUGGCACUGGAGUUGUCGGCGUUGACAUUUGACGGCAUUUUGCUGACGCUUCUGAACUUAUUUGUCUUUCUAAUUAAUGGCAAAUGCACCGAACCAAACACACUAACACACACAUGUACCCACUCACGCACAUUCGGCGUAUCUUUUUUCUUGGGAUAUCUUUUUUGAGGAUGUGUAGAUAUCACAUGGCCGGCUCUUGGCUUUGGCGGAAGCAGGGAACGGGAGGGAAGGUGUCACGAAAGGAGAUGGAUGUGCCCUUGGCGCGGUUAGUUGGCACACAUAACUGUCACCUGCCUUGCGCAGCUUAAACUACCUACCUAAGUAACCAAUUAAUCAUGCUAAUUCUCACUCGGAA